CGCCUCUCCUCUCUCAUGUGUGUAUAUAUCCUUCUUCAGCAGAGCGGGAAAAAGCAGCCCAGUGAACUGGCAAGUAGCGCAAACCACUAACGUCGCCGUUACAUUGUGCUUUAGGGUUUUCCGUUAAUGGAUCAAGAUCAGCAAUGGCUACUCAAUUGUUUGUCUGCCACACUCGACCCCAACCCCGAGGUUCGAUGUUUCGCCGAAGCAUCCCUCGAUCAGGCCUCUCGCCAACCAGGUUUUGGCAGUGCAUUAUCAAAAGUUACUGCAAACAAGGAGCUCGCGGUGGGACUGCGUCAGUUAGCUGCUGUCCUUAUUAAGCAGUUAGUUAAAAAGCAUUGGCAGGAGGGUGAGGACACUUUUGAACCUCCUGUUAUCUCUACUGAUGAAAAGGAAAUCAUCCGAAGAAUGCUUCUAUUGGCAUUGGAUGAUCCUCAUAGAAAAAUUUGCACGGCCAUUGGUAUGGCUGUUGCAUCCAUUGCAGUGCAUGACUGGCCAGAGUUAUGGCCAGAUUUGUUACCAUUUCUUCUAAAUUUGAUCAAUAACCAAGCCAACUUGAAUGGAGUGCAUGGCGCUAUGAGAUGCUUGACUCUUCUCUCUGCGGACUUGGAUGAUAAAAUGGUUCCAACAUUAAUACCUGCUCUCUUCCCGAGUUUGCUGACAAUUGUAUCAUCUCCCCAGAAAUAUGACACAUACAUUCGAUCAAAGGCCCUUUCUAUAAUCUAUUCUUGUACAUCUAUGCUGGGGACAAUGAGUGGUGUCUACAAGGCAGAAACAAGUUCUCUGAUAGCUCCUUUGGUUAAACCAUGGAUGGGCCAAUUCUCUUCUAUUCUAGAAAUUCCAGUUCAAUCUGAAAAUCCCGAUGAUUGGAGUAUCAAAAUGGAGGUUUUGAAGUGCUUGAAUCAGUUCAUUCAAAAUUUUUCAAGUCUCUUUAAAAGUGAAUUUGAGGUUAUACUAGGACCUCUGUGGAAUACAUUUGUCUCUUCUUUGAGAGUUUAUGAGAAAGCUGCUAUUGAAGGAACUGAAGAUUCAUAUGAUGGAAGAUAUGAUUCUGAUGGUUCAGAGAAAAGCCUUGAUUCAUUUGUUAUCCAGCUCUUUGAACUCAUGUUGACUAUUGUGGGUAAUACAAGACUGAGAAAGGUGGUUGGGGGUAAUAUCAGAGAAUUGGUGUACUAUACUAUUGCUUUUCUUCAGAUGACAGAACAGCAGGUUUAUACAUCACUGAUUAGCCUUUUGUAG
Messenger RNA from Vigna umbellata (rice bean), 1239 nucleotides. The record is from RefSeq and is a predicted model, not a curated record. Lineage: Eukaryota; Viridiplantae; Streptophyta; Magnoliopsida; Fabales; Fabaceae.